This is a messenger RNA of Nylanderia fulva, 1138 nucleotides long. NCBI's taxonomy places the organism in Eukaryota, Metazoa, Arthropoda, Insecta, Hymenoptera, Formicidae. The record is from RefSeq and is a predicted model, not a curated record.
AUUGCUGCAUUCUGAAAAAUGGUGACAUAUUUGAGAUUCAAAAUAUAGCUUCCUGUCGUGAAACCCAAGAAUUGAUGAUAAUAGGCCGACAGCUUAUUUCUAAGGAAGAUUUUUUCAAGAUUCCAUGCUCAUCAUCAUUGCUGGAUAUAUAUAAAGUUCAAUAUACACGCAGCGAGACAUUAUCUAUACGACCACUCAGUGAUGUUGUCAACAAAUAUGUAAAACUCCCACACAAAUCAGGAUUUGUCGUUUUCCCAUUUUUACAUACUGAUAAUUAAAUUUUAAAUACUGACUUAUAAGCCAGUGCUGGGAUUUACUUGCACAUUUUGGCCAGAUCUUGUGAUUUACACCUAUUUGCUUCUUACUCGUCGCUCGCACGAUAUUGAGUCGGCGAUAAGAAGACGUCUUCUUACAUACGGACGUUCAUGAAACGAAGUGUCACGUUUCUUACCCAGAUAGCCACAAUGAGAAUUGUAGCAGAACAGUUUUACGAGCAAUGGCUAACAUUGAUUUGAAGAUAGACACAUUAAUUGCUGAAAUGCGUAAUGUAACAAAAUUGAUGACGACAAAAACGACGGACAAAGAAAUCGAAAAUACUGAAAGUCAAACUUUGAAGGCCUAUCCUAUAUUAACGGAAGAUGAUUUAAUAAAAGAAGAACGACGUUUAUCGACUGACAUACUUCAUAAAAACAACUUAAUUAAGGACUUGGGUAUUUUUGUACAAGCGGACGUCAAAAGUACUGUAUUAAAACUAAUGCAGGAAAUAAUGAGCAAUGCAUUAGCUUCGAAUUAUAGUUUCCACGGAGCCCACAAAAAAAAAGCAUUUGAUAAACUGAAGCUUCUUGAUGUCAUAUCAAGUGUUGUCCGCUGCCGUUUUACAAAGUCUCUUGUUACCAAUAAACAUAUAAGCGAUCCAAUUAAAUCAUGGCUGCGUCAUGCCCCUGCGCGCUUUUCACGAGAACAAAAGAAAAUAACACAUGUUGCGAAUGAUUUGGAAAUCGUGGCCGAGGAUGAAAUCAAUGAAGUCGAUAAUGAAAACCAAGUUAAUACUGUGGCUAAUAACGCAGCUGAUAAAAAUAUUAAUGAGAAAAUAGUUGAUGAAAAUCUUCUAAAUAGUGAUGAAAAAAAUCUAAGGUAG